UGACGCACAUAAAUUUUCAAAUGCUUUAACCAAAAAGAGAAGAACGAUAAGAAUUCGAAAACAUUGGUCUAUGGAAGCAGCGAUAACUUCUAGAAUUGCAUUCAAAAAUAUUACUCAGACUUGUGCUAUUAUUCUCGGACGACAAAACUAUUGCGAGGAAUGUACUUUGUAAAAUGAAGCCAACUGCUAAAGUGACAUUAUGGAUAACGUGCUUUUUAUACAUUGCCGUGCCGAUAGAAACUGCCAGGAUUUUAGCGAUUAUUGCAGUACCAUCCUAUAGUCAUCAAAUUCCUUAUCAGCCAUUAUGGACGACUCUGAGUCGAAAAGGACACGAAGUUGUCGUGUUAACAACGGAUCCGAUCGAUAAUCCCAGUUUGACCAAUUUGACAGAAAUCAACUUUCAACAAAACUACAAACUAAUGAGACAAUGCACUUUCGUGAAAAACAGAGAGAACCAGACUUCGUGGAUAAGAACACUGCACGAACAAUUGUGGAAUAUGGGUCGAUUAAUAGCAGAAAAUAUUUAUAAGCAUCCGGAAGUACGUAAGAUGUAUGCACCAGAUAGUGGCGAAAAAUUUGAUGUAGUAAUCGUAGAAACUAUAGUAACACCCGCUUUGUAUGCCUUGGCGCAUAGAUUUAAUGCACCUCUUAUAGGUGUAUCAACAUUUGGAUUGUAUAAUAAUAAUUAUUACCUACUCGGUGCACCUGUUCUGCCAUCACAUCCUUCGGCUUGGGAAAUGGAAGAUGACACCGGUUUUAAUCUACCAUUGUGGAGAAGAAUAAAGAAUUUUAUUCGUCAAUGGCAUCAUAUGUAUUUGACAUUAAAUUAUUUUUACCCUGAACAGCAAGCGAUAGCAGAAAAAUAUCUCGGAAAAGAUAUACCGGACAUAAGUGAUAUGGAAAGAAAUAUAAGUUUUGUUUUUCAUAAUCAACAAGAAGUCCUUUCGUUUGUUAGACCGACAACGUCUAAUGUUUUUACAUUUGGAAAUUUUCAUAUUUCAAAAAAACCUGCGGCUUUACCGAAAGAUUUGAAAGAUUUUAUAACAGAUGCACCGAAUGGAUUUAUCUAUGUGAGUCUAGGCACAAAUGUCGCAAUAUCAUUAUUAUCCGAGAAUGUGCAAAACGUAUUUCGAGAUGUAUUCACAAAUUUGCCAUACAAAGUUGUAUGGAAACGUGACAGCGAAUUAUCAAAUAAACCUGACAAUAUCUAUACUGCUGAAUGGUUUCCUCAACAAAGCAUUCUUGCUCAUCCAAACAUAAAACUAUUCAUAUAUCAAGGUGGACUUCAAAGCACAGAAGAAGCUGUAUAUUAUACGGUACCGCUCAUAGGAUUACCAGUACUAGCGGAUCAGAUAACUCAAGUUAACAAAAUGGUAUCUUUAGGAGUUGCAAAACGUUUAGAUCUUACAGACUUGUCGAAAGAAAGUCUGAACGCAACUAUAAGAGAAAUUUUGAACGAUAAAAGAUAUAGAAAAAGAAUGCUCAAAAUUAAAACAAUAAAUGAAGAUAGACCUUACGAUCUUUUGGAACAUAUGAUUUGGUGGAUUGAAUAUGUGAUUCGUCACAAGGGUGCUUCUCAUCUUCGUACCAGUAUUGGUCAUGAUCCUUGGUAUCAAAAACACGAAAUGGACGUUAUAGCAAUUUUGUCAAUUGUCAUAUUUGUAACGUUACUUUGCACUCUAAUAAUUAUUUAUAAAUUGUUAAAAAUAAUAUUUAAUUUUGUAAAAGUAUCAAUAGUAGAUAUUAACAAAAAGAUUAAUUAAUUCUUGAUAUGCAUAAUAUUAUGAUUAUUAAUUAUAUUGACGAGAAAAUUAAAAUAACAAAAAAUUGCUUAAUGUUAAUAUUUUAUUUAUAUAACUAAAUACGAGAGAAUUAAAUGUAGAAUUUUGGAUAAGAAAUCCAAUUAUGUUAAAAAUAAUCCAUAAACUUCACGAAAAAAUAUUCAAAAAUGCGGAAAACCUAUAAAUUAUUAUUUAUCGUUCACUACAUGAGUAAUGCGUAAUUGCCGCAAUCGGAUCGCGCAGUUUUAAAUGUAUGCCACUGUUAUCAAUAAUUGUUCGUUGAAAUGUAAUUCAUGCCUGCUAAAUAAUUAUAUUGUCGUAGUGGAAAGUCCGUGCCUGUCUGAUUGUCGUGUAAUAAUGCAUAGGACAGUUAUAAUGGAAGCAAUGUAAAUGCAUAAUUAAAGAUAGUGGGUUAUAAUAAAUUUUUUAAU
This is a messenger RNA of Solenopsis invicta (red fire ant), 2212 nucleotides long. RefSeq names its product UDP-glucosyltransferase 2. NCBI's taxonomy places the organism in Eukaryota, Metazoa, Arthropoda, Insecta, Hymenoptera, Formicidae. The transcript is spliced from 6 exons. Gene Ontology annotation, molecular function: UDP-glycosyltransferase activity. The record is from RefSeq and is a predicted model, not a curated record. The coding region runs from base 174 to 1763 and encodes 529 amino acids.